GAGGAAGCGGCAUCAGGGGUCCCUCAGGUGAAGCGCUCGCGGUGGGGAGGCAGGAAGUCGAGCAUGCGGCCCUCUCGCAACCAGGGUGUGAAGCGCAGGUUCAGGGAUCGCCUCUAACUUCCCAGGACAGCCAACCAUGGAGCCCGUGGGCAGGAAGCGCAGCAGGAAGGCUGCCAAAGCUCAGUUGGAAGCUCAAGUUACGGCCGCCCAGGGGGCCACGAAAGAAGGUUCAGGGAUCGCCUCUAACUUCCCAGGACAGCCAACCAUGGAGCCCGUGGGCAGGAAGCGCAGCAGGAAGGCUGCCAAAGCUCAGUUGGAAGCUCAAGUUAGGGCCGCCCCGGCGAAGAAGCACACAGGAAAGGAUCCAGUCCGUGAUGAAUGUGAGGAAAGAAACCCUUUUACAGAAACAAGGGAGGAAGAUGUAACUGAUGAGCAUGGGGAAAGAGAACCUUUUGCUGAAAAAGAUGAACACACGGGGAUUCAUACCAUGAAGCUAGAACAUAUUGCAGCUGACAUUAAAAAGGGCCUUGCUGCAAAAAGAGAAAUGAUAAAAAUAGAUAAAGCAGCUUACAGGAAAACCAAGAACACAAUUGAACGUGCUUUGAAAAAAAAACAACUAAAAAGGCAGAAACGUGAUUAUAGACAUACUCGGAAGUUGCUGAAUGUCCUUAAAGAAUACAUCGCAGAGAAGCAGAAAGAUGAUGAAGCAGAAGAAGCAGAAGCCGCAGCAGCAGCAGCAGAAGCCGCAGCAGCAGCAGAAGCCGCAGCAGCAGCAGCAGAAGUAAUAGUAGUAGAAGACGAAGAGGAGGAAGAGAAGGAGGAGGAGGAGGAGAAAGAAGAGGAGGAAGAAGAAGGAGAAGAAGAAGGAGGAGGAGAAGAAGGAGAAGAAGGAGGAGGAGGAGGAGAAGGAGAAGAAACAGAAGAAGAGGAAGAGGAAGAAGAAGAAGAGGAAGAGGAAGAACAAAUUAAAGCAUUUCAAGAAAAACAGAAGAGGUGGCAACAACCUACAGGUGUUAGGAGCUGGAGGCUGAGAGAGAUGAAGCCGCUACUUGAGCAAUUACUAAAGGCUGCCAAGGACACUAAAGACAAUUAUUGCAUCAUUUCUUCCAGUGAAGAAAGUGAACUUGAUAACUAGCCGUGUUUUUAAAAAGAAUCGUGUCAGAACUCUUUUGGAAGAGUUGGCACUUCAUUGUCUCUUCAACCUCUGUUAUUCUGAUGACUGAAGAAAGAACUUGAACCUAUGUUAUAUGAUACGAGCACAACUUGAGCUACAGUAAACUACAUGACAGUGUUUUGAUAAUUGUUGUAUAAAUCGGUAUAGCUCCUCUGUCACUUGUCUGUUAAAUGCCAGACCUCGUUUCUAUGAUCUGUUGAAUGAAUCCUAGACACUUCUGUGAGAAGGCAGGGAUUGCACAGUUAUGUACAUGGUCAAUUAAAUUUUAACAUUAAAGAUAAUUUAGAUUUCAGUUCACCUCUGUGGAUCUGUAUCAGUUUCAAAAACGUAGAAAGCACGGGCAUAGAAAAGUACAUUUUUCUCUAAUAAA
Homo sapiens (human) is the source of this 1544-nucleotide messenger RNA. It is a transcript of the gene FAM9A, whose product is annotated as family with sequence similarity 9 member A. Lineage: Eukaryota; Metazoa; Chordata; Mammalia; Primates; Hominidae. Gene Ontology annotation, cellular component: nucleolus. The transcript is spliced from 10 exons. The record is from RefSeq and is marked validated. Bases 137 to 1135 code for a protein of 332 amino acids.